AGUGAUGUCGAUAUAUGGAUGGCUUAUCCUUUACAUGUGACGUCAGUUAAACGCUACCAGGCAAGCUAACGUGGUUAUAAAAAAAAAAACGUAUUUUGGAAAGCUGUAGGAAAAUUGAAUUAAACCGGAACGUCGAAACUGGAAAUCCGUCGAAUUUUAGAUUGUUGAUUAUUAGUCCAACACUUUGUCCGCUUGGUCCCGUAAUGGUGACAAGCAUAAGCGCUUAAAAGAUGGAUGGAUGGCCGGCCGAGCGGACGGCUUCGCCGACUCUCUGGCCGCGGUCUCCGGGAAGGCGCAGGAAAACGAGGGGCGAAGCGAGCGGCGAAUUAACGGAGCCAGUGUACCGGAUGAACUGCACUGUGAAACUCGAGCUUUGGGUGACACCUAGGCAGCGAGGCGGUGGGAGGGGGCUCCGCUCGGAGCUGCGGCGGGAUCCGGCGGAUUAGGGCUGCCGUGGCGAUCCGGGCGCCCGCGCGCCGCCGCUCCCUCCCGGCUUUCAAAUUAAAAGCAACUAGUGUCGCUCUGCAACGCCAGCCAGCGCGCCGAGCCACUUCUCAGCCGCAAAUGCUCAUUUCCUGCAAAAAAACACCAGUAUUUUUCAAACAUUUAUUGAACGUUUGUAUGCAUUUUUCCUUUGUCCCGAUAAAAGCGCUUUAGCGCAGCCGUGGGCUACAUACACAUCCCCAACGCUUUCAUUUAUGUCCUCUGAUUUAAGGUUUGCGUUUUAUUGAGAAUAAAAAGUAAAAUACCCCCGACUUUUUCCCUGCAAGCGUCUAAAUUCUAGCGUUUUGCUGUCGCGUAGCUUCAAAAUGUUGCCCGCUCGGUUUACAGCGUAGCGGAGACUAGGCUUCUAUGUAGGUCAGGCUGGGUCUAAGCAGCUUUCCCGAAUCUGCGUCAGCUUAAGCUGAAAGGAAUUUCAAUAAAGCCCUCCCUGGUAGGCGUGGGCCUAAAUGAGGCUGGCCUAGUUAAGCCUGAUUCCUUUUUGUGUGCGCGUUGUGUGACGGAAGGGGAAGCAGGGUCUGCUGUGCGUGCGCGCGCGAGGCUGUAUGUGUUUGGGAAAAAGGAGAAGAAGGGGGUGAGGAGGAAUUUUCGAGGUAUAAUUAAGAAGGAAAUAGAAAUCAAGGGAGGAGGAGGGGGAAUAAAAGAACAAAACAGAAAGGCCAGCACAGCAUGAGCAAGAAUGGCUGCUGUGUUCAUGGCAACCAGCAUGGUGGGGAAAUCCCGGUCCUCCAACUUCACACUCUCUGAGAAGCUGGACCUGCUGAGGCUGGUCAAGCCGCACAUCCGCAUCCUGGAGGAGCACACCAACAAGCACGCGGUAAUCGUGGACAAGAACAAGUGCUGGGACAACAUCGCGGAGCAGUACAACGCGCUGGGGGGGGACCGCCCCCCACGCACGGCGCAGGGCCUCCGCACGCUCUACAAGAGGCUGAAGGAGAAUGCCAAGCAGGAGAUGGUGCAGAGGAAGCACGCCCAGCCCGAGUACCGGGGCAACAUCUCCGAACCCACCAAGAGAGUCAUCGAGAUGAUCCCACACCUGUUCCAUCCGCUGCAUGAGAAGGACCUCCACGCCCUGCACAGGAUGCCCUACAAGCACGACUCGCCAGUUGAGCAUCCAGGAAGCAGUUCCUCCGUGCCAACGCUGUCCGACUACCAGCCCGUCGCCGCCAUCGUGCCUGUGCGGCUGGAACAGGAGGUGGACGUCAAACCCCCGCCAGACCUGACCAUCCUGUCCACGCGCGUGGAGAGCGUCGAGGAGGACGUGGCCUCUGAGCACGGUUUUGACGGGUCUAUCUCACCCUGCCCGUCCUCCAUGAACCUGGCCAUGUCGCCGUCCCCCGUGGCGGUGCGGCGGGACCUGUAUGCCCGGCCGGAGGGUCUGCGGCAGCUACCGGGCCUGGAGCCCGAGAGUCUGCAGCUGUCCCGAGAGGAGCAUGAGCUACUGAUGGACAACCAGCGCAAGCUGGGCCUCUACAUCGAGGAGAAGCGCGAGGGCCUGAAGCGGAAGCAACAGCUGGAGGAGGAGCUUCUGCGAGCUCGGAUUAAGGUGGAGAAGCUGAAGGCCGCCAGGCUGCGCCACGGACUCCCCAUCCCCCACAUAUGAGUCCCUGGGGGGGCGGAGCCUAUGGACAUCACUGUUUGUUUAUUGAACCCAAUUGGGAUUUGCUGGCCUACUUGUGUCCGCAACCUUUUGGCCGUUUGAAGCAACAGAAGUGGGAAGCCCCUGUUUGGGAAAACAAACGACGGCAAACGAACGUGACGGUCGGACAUCUCAUUGCGAGGAGUGUCGUUUUACACAUACAGUGUUUUUAAAUCACAGUCAUGGCCAAAAGUUUUGAGAAUGACACGUGUAUUGGUUUUCACAAAGUUUGCUGCUUCAGUGUUUGUAGAUCUUUUUGUCAGAUGUUUCUAUGCGAUACUGAAGCUUAAUUACGAGCAUUUCAUAAGUGUCAAAGGCUUUUAUUAACUCUUAAGUUUAUGCAAAGAUCAAUAUUUGCAGUGUUGGCCCUUCUAUUUUAAGACCUGCAAUUUGCCCUGACAUGCUGCCAAUCAACUGACUGCUGGCAGCCCAUUCUUGCAUAAUCAAUGCUUGGAGUUUGUCAGAAUUUGUGGGUUUUUGUUUGUCCACCCACCUCUUGAGGACUGACCACAAGUCCUCAAUGGGAUUAAGGUCUGGGGAGAUUCCUGGCCAUGGACCCAAAAUGUCGAUGUUUUGUUCCCCGAGUCACUUCGUCAUCACUUUUGCCUUGAGGCACGGUGCUCCAUCAUGCUGGAAAAGGGAUUGUUUGUCACCAAACUGUUCUUGGAUGGUUGGGAGAAGUUGCUCUCGGAGGAUGUUUUGGUACCAUUCUUUAUUCAUGGCUGUGUUCUU
Molecule: messenger RNA, 2872 nt
Organism: Paramormyrops kingsleyae
Lineage: Eukaryota; Metazoa; Chordata; Actinopteri; Osteoglossiformes; Mormyridae
Gene: fsbp
Product: fibrinogen silencer-binding protein
Source: RefSeq, a predicted model, not a curated record